UGCAGCUAUCGGUCUGCAGAUCAUUUCUCAGAGCAAAAAAACGAUGGCGUCCGGAGGUGAUGAACUGAACAUCAUCUUUGUUCCCUACUUGUCCCCAGGACACAUGAUACCCAUGAUAGACGUUGCAAGACUAUUCGCCGCUCAUGGCGUUAUCGCCACCAUAAUCACCACCCCAUCCAACUCCCUCCUCUUCCAAAACUCCAUUGAUCAUGACAUAAAUUCCGGCCACAAGAUAAGCAUCCAUCAAAUUCAAUUCCCUCAUGCCGAAGUCGGUCUCCCUGUUGGGAUCGAAAACUUCAGCACCCUCACUUCACCGGACAUGGCCCCCAAACUUUUCUAUGCCGUUUCUAUGCUCCAACAAUCGAUCGAGCAGGUAAUUUUGGACCGGAAACCUGACUGCAUCGUCUCUGACAUGUUCUUCCCGUGGACAUUACAAGUAGCCAGACAACUCGGUAUUCCAAGAUUCGUAUUCCAUGGUUCAAGCUACUUUGCUCAGUGUGCAGAGCAUAGCGUCGAGCAGCAUAAGCCUUACUUAAAUGUGGAGUCGGACAUGGAGACUUUCUUGCUACCAGAGUUGCCGCAUAAGAUAGAGAUGAUGAAGCUUCAAUUAAUGGAUUUCAUGACACCCGCAGACGAAUUUUCAAAGUUCAUGAACCUUAUUAAAGAAACUGACAAGAAAAGCUAUGGCACCAUCACAAAUAGCUUCUACGAGCUUGAGCAUGAUUAUGAGGAAUACUACAAGAGAGUCAUGGGCAUGAAAUCCUGGAGCAUGGGACCCGUUUCGCGUGUUGUGAACAGAGAUGCAUCGAAGAAGGCACAGAGAGGUAACAAGUCCGCCGUUGGAGAACAAGAUUGUAUAACUUGGCUAAAUUUCAAAGAACACAAUUCAGUAUUGUAUAUUUGUUUUGGGAGCUUGACGAAGCUCUCUGGUGCCCAACUUCUUGAAAUAGCGGCAGGUUUGGAAGCGUCUGGCCACCAAUUCAUGUGGGUCAUUCGAAAGAGAGAGAAUGAUGAAGAUCCAUGGCUGCCAGAGGGUUUUGAAGAGAGGAUGAGAGAGAGCAAGAAAGGAUUUAUUAUAAAGGGGUGGGCUCCUCAACUCCUAAUCUUGGACCACCCUGCGAUUGGAGGAAUGGUUACACACUGUGGGUGGAACUCUAUUCUUGAAGGGUUGAACGCGGGUUUGCCUUUGAUCACAUGGCCGUUAUUUGCAGAGCAGUUUUAUAAUGAAAAGUUGGUAACUAAGGUGCUAAGGAUUGGUGUUUCAGUAGGAGUGACAGAAUGGACUACCUCGUAUGAUGGGCAGAAAGGGCUGGUGAGGAGAGAGGAGGUGGAGAAAGCAGUGGCUUUGAUGAUGGGUGGCGGAAGAGAAGCGAUGGAGAUAAGGAAACAAGCGAAGGAGCUCGGUGCUGCAGCGAAGAAGGCUGUGGAGAAUGGUGGCUCAUCUGAGGCCAAUUUGAUUGCUUUGAUCAAUGAACUUAAAACAGUGAAACAAGGAGCCACAGCCCGAGAUAAGUUCAAUGGAGAAUAAAAAUUGCUCCCAUUUAUUAAUAAUUAGUUGUUGACCACUCGAAUAAUUUUAAACUUUAACUUAAGAGUAAUGUUACAUGAAUUUAAAAAAUAGACUUAAAGACUAGAUUUGAUAAUCUUAACCAUUGAUUUCACUGUG
Molecule: messenger RNA, 1666 nt
Organism: Ilex paraguariensis (yerba mate)
Lineage: Eukaryota; Viridiplantae; Streptophyta; Magnoliopsida; Aquifoliales; Aquifoliaceae
Source: the annotation of a GenBank genome assembly